This is a messenger RNA of Arabidopsis thaliana (thale cress), 1707 nucleotides long. RefSeq names its product basic pentacysteine 2 (gene BPC2). Gene Ontology annotation, molecular function: DNA binding. Gene Ontology annotation, biological process: regulation of DNA-templated transcription. Lineage: Eukaryota; Viridiplantae; Streptophyta; Magnoliopsida; Brassicales; Brassicaceae. The record is from RefSeq and is marked reviewed. Bases 499 to 1338 code for a protein of 279 amino acids. The transcript has a single exon. Gene Ontology annotation, cellular component: nucleus.
AUCUUAACUAACAUCAUCUCUCUCCCUUUCUCUUUCUCCAAUUUCUAUAUUACAAUGGGUCCUUUUUGUGUGUACUGUACCUCGCUUUUCUCCAUUUCUUAGUAUUGGGUUUUGGAAACCAUUGAUUCAUGUCUUGUUUCAUUAGAUCUUGCUCUGGAUUUCCCAGAUCUAUGGAUCUGCAUGUGGGUUUUGGUCAAAAAUGUCUAAUGGUGUUGCAAUUCCCUAAAGGAAUUCAUCUUUAUCCAUUUCACCUUAUUUUUGUUUCUGGGUAUCUCCAAGAUCUAAUCUUUUUCCUAUUGAAUCAUAAUUACAUUGUUUGUUGCUGAAAAUAUAGAAAUGUUUAGCUUAAUUCAGAUAUAGAUCUUUGUGUAUUUCUGUGCAUUUAGGACAGAGAACUCUUGAGUUUGAUUGGUUCUGUCUGAAUUUGGAUCUGAAUCUCUUAAUUGUUAUGUGUAGUUGAAUUUUGUUUUGUAAUGAUGUUUUUUGUAGAUCUUUGAAAUGGAUGACGAUGGGUUUCGUAAUUGGGGUUACUAUGAACCAGCUGCUGCUACCUUUAAAGGUAAUCUCGGUUUGCAGCUAAUGUCUACCAUUGAUCGGAACACUAAACCGUUUUUACCUGGGCGGGAUCCGAAUCUAAUGAUGGGGCCUAACGGGUCAUAUCACCACCAAGAGCCUCCUAUCCACAUGAGCUACAAUUGGAUUAACCAACAGAAGGAUAAGUUCUUCAAUAUGUUGCCUGUUACAACAGCCACUCCUAACUACGGUAAUGUCCUUCCCGAAACUUCGUCUGCUCCGUCGAUGCAGAUGAAUCUCCAUCAUCAUCUUCAAACCGAGGAGAAUCCGGUUAAGUUGGAAGAAGAGAUUGUUGUUCAGACUAAGAAGAGAAAGACCAAUGCAAAAGCUGGCUCGACUCCAAAGGCUAAGAAGCCAAGGAAACCAAAGGAUGAGAACAGUAACAACAACAACAACAACAACACGAAUGUUACUCGAGUUAAACCCGCUAAGAAAAGUGUUGACUUGGUGAUCAAUGGAGUGAGUAUGGACAUUUCGGGUCUUCCUGUUCCUAUCUGCACUUGCACUGGAGCUCCUCAGCAAUGCUACCGUUGGGGAUGUGGCGGUUGGCAGUCUGCUUGUUGUACCACAAACAUCUCAAUGCAUCCAUUACCAAUGAGUACUAAACGCCGUGGAGCGAGGAUCUCGGGAAGGAAGAUGAGUCAAGGCGCGUUUAAGAAGGUUCUUGAGAAACUUGCUUCUGAUGGGUUUAACUUUGGGAAUCCGAUUGAUCUUAAGAGCCAUUGGGCAAGACAUGGAACUAACAAGUUCGUCACAAUCAGAUGAUUAGUUGCUUGAUUAGUAAAACAGAACAAGUGAGUGUUUCUCUUCCGGGAUGGAAUCUCUCAAUGAUGGUGUAUGUAUAUACAACAAAUCUGAAAUCUGUGACCUUUUCAAAAAUUCUGUCUGCAAUCUGAGUUCGAUUCUGUUUUCAGGUAAACCAUCUUCGUUGUAGGGUUUGGAAGCAGAGUUCUCUGUUUUCUUUACCACUUUUUUUUAUCACACUUUUGCUUUGUUUUUUGUUUGUUUGUCUAUCUGUGUGUCUGAGGAAGAAGAAGGUGUCUGAGAAAAAAUGGGAAAUUUGCAUCUAUAACAUACAAAAAAACUUUAAUUAAGUAACUAACCAAAACAAAAAAUGUAUGUGAUAUUCUGUGU